Paramormyrops kingsleyae is the source of this 2484-nucleotide messenger RNA. RefSeq names its product protein interacting with cyclin A1 (gene proca1). Gene Ontology annotation, molecular function: A2-type glycerophospholipase activity. Gene Ontology annotation, biological process: arachidonate secretion; phospholipid metabolic process. Lineage: Eukaryota; Metazoa; Chordata; Actinopteri; Osteoglossiformes; Mormyridae. The record is from RefSeq and is a predicted model, not a curated record.
CUGUCUACGGGCCGAAGGUGCUGAAAGCGCAGAAAAUGUGGUCGAUGAUCUUUGUUUUUUUGUCCUAUCUGGAUAGAAACUUCGUAAAGGCUCAGAUUCUAAAUGAUUUGUUGGAUGCAGAGACAGAGAGCAGUGAAGUAUUUUAUAUGAUAAACGGUACCUUCUGCGGUAGGAGUACCAGGCUUGCAGGAAACUACCUCCACCAAGUGUCGGAUGGCGCCGAGGAGGUGCGCACGCUUCGCAAUCUCGCCGGGGACCUUGCUGACUGCUCCGUAACACGCAGCCAGAUGGAGGUGAAGUCCUUCAUGCACGUGUGCAGAUUGGGGCUGAAAGAUCAGAGGCACAAACUUGUAGAUUCGCAUAAAAGUUUAUUGAACGUGGCCGAGGCGAAGUCACACUGCCAGGCUUUCCUGAGAAAACCAAAACGCGGUAGGGGCACCGGCUCAUCUUCAACAGGGCCAGGUGAAGAGGAUAAAAGCAACGUGGGUGUGGAGACCGGAGGGGCACAGCGCAGAAUCAAACGCGGCUUCACUUACCCUGGGACGCUCUGGUGUGGAGCUGGAAACAUCGCCGAGAACUAUGACCAACUUGGUGAAUUCACGGCCACUGACAGCUGCUGCCGGGUCCACGAUCACUGCCCCUACGUAGUGCAGGCCUUCUCCACAAACUUCGGCUAUACCAACUUUAAAUGGCACUCAAUCAGCCACUGCGAGUGCGAUAACGCGCUGAAGGAGUGUUUGAGAAAGGUAAAUGACACAUCCUCCAGGGUGGUGGGUCAAGCCUUUUUCAACGUCAUCGAGGUGCCGUGCUUUGAGUUUGUGCUUGAGGACCAAUGCGUGGAGCGCCACUGGUACGGCCUGUGCAAAAGGUAUGAUAAGGUCCCUAUUGCCGUGUUGAGGGAAUCCAUACCCUACGAUUUUGGAGGUGUCGACGUCAUCGACACACUCACCCUAGCCACACGGGUACAGAAGGUCCCAGACAGGCCAGAGGGUGCCACCCGGCCAUUGGCGUCCGCUGGUGAGGAACCAUCCAUCAGAAACGUGGUGACGGCUGCAGAGGACUUCAUCAAAGUGCUGGCCACGGUCUCCACCUCGCAUGGCUCCACCACCGAGUCCGCGAGGAAGGAAGCGCACAGAGGCGACAGGAAGAAGAAGAAGAUGAUGGACAGAAAGAUGAAGAAAAAGAAGAAGGACAAGGGACGGAGGAGGAAGCAGAGGGUGAGCACCCUCUCCAGACCAGAAGAAGCCUCUGCUGUGACGCCCUCGGCCCGGAGAACAGAGGAGGCCGACAAUAAUGGCCUUUUAAUGGCUGCUCACCUGGAUCGCACACUGGAGAGAAACGUCAACAUUUUGACAGAGAGCGUGCCAGACCUGGAUGUUCAUUCCCACAAACUCAUUAAAGAUGAACCGCAAUGGCGGCCGGCUGACCGGUCUGUCAGCCCAGCGGCUCCUCCUACAGCAACCAGAGCUGAACCAGAGACAGACAUGGGUGGCAGAACCUCCCCCCGCAGCAGCCCCCCCGCUGAGCAGCCGGUCCCGGAGAGCGACACAGACGCCGGACGUCUGAGGAGCGAUUCCAGCACUCACACCAGCCAGCCCCAGAAGACCCCAAGACACAAGCCAAGGCAUAAUAUGGGACCAAAAAAGAAAAAGGAAGACAUGUCUUCUUUCUCUCUUUCUGUGGAAAGGCCUGUUUUCAGCAUCCCUCUUACAGCUGCACUGCGAACAGGCCUAAACAGCAAAGCAAAGCACAGCUCUGCUAGUGCAGCUCUGCACGCCGUCAGCACUGAAACCAGCGGACGGCUCCAGCCGCGAAACUCAGAGGACCACGGCGAGAGGGCAGUACUGCACACGUCUACAGGCCAACUCUCCACCCGGCCUCUCAGAACCGAAAAACAGAAGUGCAGAGCCAGUCGAGAACAAAGACCAAAGAGAAGAAUCUCUCCCAUGUCUCCCUCUGUACUCGCUCCGGCCAUGGGCAAACUGCAAGCGACCCCCCAGCCUCAGCUGCAGCAGCCUUGGCUCACCUGGGUGCACAAGAUGCUGGGGAGUUUGGGCAAUGUGGCCUGAAACAUCCCCCCCACCCCAGGGAGAGAUCCUCCACUGCAGCCCCAGCAGCACCCCCUGCAGGUGGGAAUUAGAGCAAAGGUGUGGGCAAGAGAGGUAGGGAGGUUUGACCCCCCCUCUCAUUGCAAGCUAGUAUCUCUAUUCAGGCAGUCGGAAGCUUAGAAGGGGACAGUAUUAAUAUCACUGAAGGAGGAGCUGAACUCCUAAUUUUAUUGGGAAAGACACCAUGUAGAUUUGACAUAAUUACCACUGUAUUAUGUAUGAAUGAUUCUGUGAAAGCAUAAUACUGACAAAAGCAGCGUCUUAUUGAUACUGCAUGGUAACAUAUACAAAGCUGUGUGUUUAAAUAUUUGCAAAAAAUGACACUCAGGGCUUCCUUCUGUAACCUUGGGUAACCCCCAGAUCAAUAAAAUGCUGA